Messenger RNA from Suillus bovinus, 3882 nucleotides. RefSeq names its product RAVE protein 1 C terminal-domain-containing protein. Gene Ontology annotation, cellular component: RAVE complex. Lineage: Eukaryota; Fungi; Basidiomycota; Agaricomycetes; Boletales; Suillaceae. The transcript has 19 exons. Gene Ontology annotation, molecular function: protein binding. The record is from RefSeq and is a predicted model, not a curated record. The coding region runs from base 1 to 3882 and encodes 1293 amino acids. Gene Ontology annotation, biological process: vacuolar acidification.
AUGUUAGAUCUCCUGAAAACAUUCACCGGCUGUCCAGCUGGUGCACUUCACCAGCUGGUUCUACCUCAUGUCACUCUCAUAUUGUACCCCUCUGCAGACUCCGUAGUAAUCUUGGAUGCCAGUACUCUUAACCUCGUACGCGUGCUUACCUUCGGGGAAAUCUAUCCCGGCACCCAGCACCUUAAUCAAACCAUUUCUUGCGUGGCAGUCGACUCCGCCAUGAAAGUCAUAGUUGCUUCCAUGGACACGCACAUUGCCGCAUGGUUAUUGUCAGGUAACAAUACCUGGAGAAUUCACUCUUCCAUUUCACUCCAAGACAGUGAUCCCGUCACAGCUCUGGACUGCAGAUCUGGGCUUCUCUCAGUUGGCAGUCAAAACGGCCUAUCCGUCUACACGUUGAUAUUGGAAAAUGACCUUCCCACAUGGUCAAAGAAGUGGGAAGCAAGGGUGGCAACUCCGUCUCUCGCGAAAUUUGCUCCAACUCUUGCAUUUAUUGCCACUAUAUCUCACCAUGAUAAUUUGGUUAGAUUAUAUUCAACCACUUCCGGCCGCCUGGUGCAAAACAUUCCUCACCCCAGGUUCGUUACAGACUUGAUGUGGAGGUUUUCUCAGGAAUCACGAAGUGAUGAUCCCGCACUCUACACCAUUACAUCUGAUUCUACGCUGCGGAUAUUCCUCCCUGUGAUUGAUGCGCCGCAUCGUUUGCAACUACACGCGUCUCUUGACCUUUUCUCUUCGCUUCCGUUCCUCAUUGCAGCAAAACUUGGAUCACACCCAAGAAAGUCUACAGUCGUGUGGUUGGACAAAGAAGUCGUCCGGCGCACGAUCAAAGCUGUUCUAGCGUCAGCUGCUAAAGAUGCAAGUCCUCAGGUCAAGAGGUUGAGAGAAAUUGAUGAAGAAGGUUGGGAUCUGUUUGUUCGCGCUCUCGGGGAUGGCUCUAUGCUUGUCAGUGCCGUCGCAAACAUUGACCGCAGACCUCCGACGCUCAUACGCCAAUUUUCCCUUUCACAUACGAGUUCGAAUGUCCUUUCUCAGCUUCCUUCUCAUCUGUACCUUUUCCCACAUCCUGAUGUCACCAGCUUAACCAUGGUAACAUCUACUCCCCUGACUACAUUCAAGGUAUCGCCCUUAGCCUUCUUUGAUGGUCAGGCCGCAGGACUGGAUCUUAAUGCCAAGGGACUUAAUAGGUUAUCCCAUGAGGAGAGCAAGAUACGAAGACUGGUUAGGACGCCUGCUGGAAGAGGCGUUGCAGUCGUACGCGCUGAUGGAGGAGAAGUCUGGCGGGUCAUUGAAGGGGGGUCUCAGCUCGCCCGAGGAAGACGAUGGUCUAACGCGGACCAUGUUGUGGUUCUGGAUGGCGGUAGGCUACUAGCGACGUACUCGUCCGAAACCUCGAUCUUGACUCUACAUUCGGAGCCCAUUUCGACGCUUACAGUCCUUUCCAUCACUAGUUUAUUUUCGGCACCCUCGAAGACAGCGCACGAAUGUAUUGUUGGCCUGACUUCAGACAGUUCCAUCGUGUACAUAUGUGUUGACAGCAACCUUAAUCCGACCUUACGUCUGCAUUCCAAGAACAAUCUACCACUGGCCCAGCCGCCAAAGUUAAUCAUCCCCGUCGAUCCAAUGUCGUGGAGUAGGGAUAGUUCGUUGGAGGAGCAUGACACGUUACUCAGUAUAUCUGACGAUGGUGAGCUUUCGUUCUGGAUAGCAGAGGAUGGGACACCUUCUGGGUGGAGAUGCACGGGCAAGGUCAAGACAGGAAGGAAGGAAUUCGCGCUGGCGAGUUGCAGUUCUGCGAAAAAGUCUGUCCUAGUUGUACAACUACCGGGUGGUCAAGAACUUACAAUCUGGGAUUCGAAAGAGUCUGAAUUCGCCUCAGGUCUCGAGCAUCGCAGAAUAUUCAGUACUUCUGAACAUAUUAACGAUUUGGACUGGACAUCAACGCCCGAUAACCAGUCAAUCCUGGCUAUCGGUUUCACGCACCAUGUUGAGCUGUUGUGCCAGCAAAGGAAAACUUACUUUAACGAUGACCCUGCGUGGGCUAUCUGCUGGAAAGUGGAUAUCAGAGAUUACAUCUCAUAUCCAAUCCGCGAUUCAAUAUGGCUCGCAAAUGGGUCAUUCUUGAUCGCAGCAGGCCACCAGUUGUUUCUCUUUGGUCAAAAAGCACGUCAAAAGGAUCAGGAACCUCUGUUUCAGUACGUUGCUCGGCAUAAUGGGCCCUUGGAGGAUUACCAUCCGCAAAUGCUUCUACAGUGCUUGUUAUGGGGUAAGGUGGAGCUGGUGAAGCAAAUUAUCGUUGCUCUAUCUCUGAUCGUGAAGGCUAUAUACGAAGAUCCUACGCAGGAUUUUCACUGGAAUGCCUUUCCUGUGGAACAGUACCUGCGUGGUCAACCGGAUGAAACAGUCUUCUCCCGUCAUAUGGUGGAAACGCUUAUCGAGCAAAUUGAAUCGCGACCUCUCCCUCAUUUAACUCCCAAUGAGCACGCAUUUCUUCUGGUUCUUAUUCAGACGACCCUUGAGAUCGAAGAACAGAGACGAGCAUUGGACGCUAAUGGCCUUCGAUAUGUGAUCUCUAUGCGGUCUUUUUAUAUCCUCAACCGUCGAGUCACAUCUGAUCCCAGCAGUCCACGUUCAAACGGUGCAAUACCGCGAUCAACCGGUUGGAGGGAACGCCUGCGAUAUCGUGAUAUGAUAUGGGCCUUCCACAGUGAGAGCCAAGAGCUUUUGCUAAGCACAUCGACAGCAGCGUGCAGUGGAAGGAUGCUCUGGUCUGAUGCCCGAGCCCUUGGAGUCUUCAUAUGGCUGAAUUCUGUCGAAUCCUUGAAAGCUCACAUGGAAGUUAUCGCACGGAAUGAAUACAUGGCUGGUGAUAAUCGUGACCCUAUAGCAUGCUCACUCUUCUAUUUCGCACUGGGAAAGGUGAAGCUGGUGCAUGGACUAUGGAAGCAGGCUGCAUGGCACAAAGAACAAGCCAUUAUGCUCAGGUUCCUCGCGAACGACUUCACGCAGCCGAAACAGAAGACUGCAGCCCUGAAGAAUGCGUAUGCUCUGCUAGGUAAGCAGAGAUUUGAGUAUGCUGCUGCGUUCUUCCUCUUGGGAGGGAGUCUGAAAGACGCUGUUCAUGUUUGCCUCAGGCAUCUGUCAGAUUUUCAGCUGGCAAUCGCUCUCGCUCGUGUAGUAGAAGGAGGCUCGGAUGGUCCUGUGCUGCGGGAUAUACUACACGAUACGGUGAUCCAUACCGCCUUUCGUGAAGGCAAUCGAUGGCUUGGAAGCUGGGCCUUUUGGAUGCUCAACCGAAGAGACUUAGCUGUCAGAAUUUUGGUGACACCCUUGCGAGAUAUCGCCGAUGCUUUAGAUAUACAAGUGGUAGAAAUCGGCGAACCCCAUUACGAUGAUCCUAGUCUUGCAUUACUGUUCUCCCAACUCCGCUCCAAGACCCUGCAAACAGCUAAGGGCACAAGCGAGAUAUCAGGACGAUCUGAAUUCAACUUCGUGCUCCAGAUCGCCCGGGUGUUCUGCAGGAUGGGUUGCCAUGCACUAGCGCUGGAUCUCGUGCGUUCGUGGUCCUUUGAGCGCCCAUCGAUAUCUGUCCCUGCCCCGACGGAACCCCAACCAACACCAUAUGCUACAUUCCGGAGAUCUCUUGCGCUGGAUCACAAGCUAGGCAGACGCCCGUCAAUUAUGAUUGACAUGGACAUUGGAUCUCCAUCUCUAACACGCCGAGCCUCUCCCGAGCGUUCACUUGUCAAGGUGCCCACGCAAGAGACCAUAAAAGAGGAGAGUGACCUUCUAGCACGCAAGGCAGGCCUCGGUAGCCUACUUAAAUCUGCCAAGCAGGAUGUCCAAGUACCAGAGUUCAGCAUGGAUUCGUUUUCAUUUUGA